AUGGCGACCACCGUGUAUAAGACGCCUCACCCAGACGGCUAUACGGGGACGCUCUUUGCAGGGUAUUCCUUCUGGCUGUCUGCACAAGUGCCUCAGCGGCACAGAUUCAGAGAACUUAUCGAGAUCAAUGGCGGCAUUGUCGAAGUUCUCGAAAAAGAUGCCGAUAUCAAGCUUGUCGAUCAUGCAAAGCGAGAUCUCCCACUGCAUUCAUUUGUCGAAAAGUCUAUCCAAAAUGGUCGGCUAGAAGACCUUGAAGACCAUAGAGCCGGCCAGUAUACACGCCCAGUUGGCGCGCCUACGGUGCCUGCUCGAGGUUCAAGAGUUCCGUAUACUCUCCAGGAUGAUCAAAUUCUGUGGGACUGGCUUCAGCCAUAUGAGAAGCGUAAGGACCAGAUUGCGGGUAACCUUAUAUACCAAGAAUUGGCUCAUCAACAUCCUCGGCACACAUUCCAGUCAUGGCGGGAUCGCUACCUGAAAAGAAUUCGAGGGAGGCCUCGACCAGGAGGUCCGACGCAGGACGCCAAACCAGAUUCACCAGAACAAGUUUCCAGCCAGGUGGAUGCAGACUCAUCAUCUCAAGCCAGCAAACGGAAACGACUAUCGAAAGAGGGCUCGUCAACUGUCCCGAGUUAUGAGGUAGACCAUGAGGCCAAGCGGCGGAGACGUGCUACUGACAUUUUACCGCGAAAUGAUCCUUCCACGCCAGUUCAGAACAAUUAUGUCCCUGACAACAAAGUUCAAGGCAGUUCACAGAAUGCGAUCAGUGGUGUGUCUCAAACAGACACAUUCGAGACAGCGCUACAAUUUCCUCUCCCUACUGAAGCGGCACAGUCAUCGAUACAAUCUCAGCCAGAAGAGGAAGAGGAGCUAGAAGAAGAAGACGAAAACUUCAAAGCCUUGAUGCAGCUUCCUUUUCCCGUAGGAACAUCAGUCACCCGGCCUCAAGAUACGACAACGACCGCUGCCAAAGACGGCGAAGGGAUCGAGGAGUGGAUCCAGAAACGCAUAGAGAAAGGUCAAAGUGGUGACCAUGUGCUUCUCGCUCUCAGUUGCACUUCGAUGGAUGCCGAGCUCGCCGAUCAAGUUCUCGUCUUUCUAGGCUCAGGACAAAACAUUCCAAGCGAUAUACCCGGUGUCUGGACAGAACAAGACGACAAGGAUCUCCUAGGUGGCGAUGGAAGGGCCAUUACUCGUCUGAAUGAUAAGCAUGGCCCCGAGCUUUUCCAAAAACGACAUGAUCACCUUAGAGACGCUGCGGAAGCGACACGGCGGAUUAUGCAGGAAGGGUUAUAA
Messenger RNA from Talaromyces atroroseus, 1293 nucleotides. RefSeq lists its product as hypothetical. The transcript is spliced from 5 exons. Gene Ontology annotation, molecular function: telomeric repeat DNA binding. Gene Ontology annotation, biological process: telomere maintenance via telomere lengthening; regulation of DNA-templated transcription. Gene Ontology annotation, cellular component: shelterin complex. Lineage: Eukaryota; Fungi; Ascomycota; Eurotiomycetes; Eurotiales; Trichocomaceae. The coding region runs from base 1 to 1293 and encodes 430 amino acids. The record is from RefSeq and is a predicted model, not a curated record.